Messenger RNA from Sphaerulina musiva SO2202, 1237 nucleotides. Its product is annotated as HSP20-like chaperone. Bases 130 to 825 code for a protein of 231 amino acids. The record is from RefSeq and is a predicted model, not a curated record. Gene Ontology annotation, biological process: chaperone-mediated protein complex assembly; protein folding. Gene Ontology annotation, cellular component: cytosol; nucleus. The transcript has 3 exons. Gene Ontology annotation, molecular function: protein-folding chaperone binding; Hsp90 protein binding. Lineage: Eukaryota; Fungi; Ascomycota; Dothideomycetes; Mycosphaerellales; Mycosphaerellaceae.
CGGCCUUCACAUUCACAUCCACAACUGUGACUUCUAAUUCUUUUGCACACAACAGCUGCACCACUCGUCCACCAUCCCACAUCUACCACAUAUACCACGAGCCCCGUACGACAGAAAGCUACAGCAAAUAUGAGCGCGCAGCCCAAGGACACCACCGAUGCAAAGAUCGGGUCCAAGACGUUGACUCCAGAAGUGACCUGGGCACAACGCUCAAGCGCAUCCGAGGCCGAAAAGAACCACAUCUUUCUGACCAUCGCCGUACCCGAUGUCGACCCCAAGAAGAUCAAGCUCGACAUCCAACCGCAAUCGCUCUCCUUCAGUGGAUAUAGCGAGUCGAAGAAGGCUGAUUACGCCGUGACCCUCGAAUUCUUCGCCGAGAUCGACCCGUCCGCAAGCAAGAUCCACCACUCUCCUCGCGCCGUGGAGCUGGUUCUGCAAAAGAAGGAGCUCAAGGCAGAGUACUGGGAUCGCCUGCUGAAGGACAAGCAAAAGGUUCACUUCCUGAAGACUGACUUUGACCGCUGGGUCGAUGAGGAUGAACAGGACGUUGCAGCAGAUGACGAUGACUACAUGUCACGCAUGGGUGGCAUGGGCGGCAUGGGAGGCGGCGCAGAUGGCGGAUUCGGAGGUAUUGACUUCUCCAAACUCGGCGGCGCAGCUGGCAUGGGAGGCAUGGGAGGCAUGGGCGGCGAAGAUGAUGACGAGGGAGACGAGGACGACGCCGAAGAGAUGCCAGAAUUGGAAGGCGAGGAUGAUGACGCGCAAGGCGGCGCCGCUGGUGCCACUGCGGAUAAGGGAAAGGCGAAGAUUGAGGAGGUCGAGUAGAGCGAAGCCGACUGAAAACUGCUGUGUCGCUCGUGCAAGUCCGGAAUGGCGCCGAUGGACCCUGAAGUGAUAGCUGCGUAGGAAGCAAAGAUUGCUUACAGCCGCAAAGCAUUCGUCGAUGCCAGCGGGAUUAAGUGGAGGACUACGAUAAUGUGGUCCACAACAUGGAAGGGUCGUCGGAAAAUGGACAACUCUUGCGACCGACACGGUCAAAGCCUCGAUCGUUGACCUUCUCCAACCCAUGAGGGGAGUCUAUUGCAACCUGCUCCUGGUCUAAGAGCAUGCAUUGCCAUUGGGUGGCGCUUCAGCGAGCGUGUGUUGAUGUUCAGAUUAGGGCUCUAUGCAUGCCAAAAAAAAUUAUAGUCACAUAUGCCAAUAGAAGAAAUUGGAAGAUACAUGACUUUCUUUUGCC